Messenger RNA from Hordeum vulgare subsp. vulgare (domesticated barley), 1261 nucleotides. RefSeq names its product UBP1-associated protein 2B-like. The record is from RefSeq and is a predicted model, not a curated record. The transcript has 2 exons. Bases 1 to 957 code for a protein of 318 amino acids. Gene Ontology annotation, molecular function: RNA binding. NCBI's taxonomy places the organism in Eukaryota, Viridiplantae, Streptophyta, Magnoliopsida, Poales, Poaceae.
AUGAACGCUACUGGCGCACUCGACCGCUAUGUUGAGGACGCCCCGGUGCUGCCCCUCACGCACUCCGAUGCCGGCUACCUCGACUUCUUCAUGAAAGUGGUGGAGGCGCUGGAGUCGGGUGUCUCCAAGGUGGACGAGGCCAUCGACGGGGGCGCCCGAGAUCACCUGGACUGCACGGUGACGCGCAUCUUCUCCAACCUUCGCCGCCACAACCCUGCCUUCCACUUCUCCCUUGUGGUGGAGCCAAUGUGUGCAGAGCUCCAGGGCCUGCUCAGGGACGAAGGGCACGAUCACAUGGAUUCUCUCACCGAGCGGUUCGCACAGGUCGAGCCCUCCGAGGAGGGAGGCAGCCCUGGAGGGAACCUUGUGUUGCAAUCUUCAAGUAGGCAGGUUGGGUCCAUACACACCUCCGCCGCGCUAGCCGCCGCCUUCGUCCCCUUCGGCGUCCUCGAUGAGUGCCACGCCGUAGCUCACCGUACCACCGGCCCCUGCCGCUGCUGUGGCUUCAUCACCUUCCGCCGACGCCCAUCCGCCCGCUGCGCCCUCGCGGACUCCUCCAAGCGCGUCGGGGCCCGCCCCGCUCCCUGCCAGUUCACCUCGACCUGCCCCACCGGCCCUUUCCCCGGAGGCUCGGGCCGCAAGAUCUUAGUGGACAGGGUGCCCGCCCGUACCUCGAUCAACGAUCUGAGGUGGUUUUUCCCCGAGUUCGGAGAGAUCGAGGCAGGGUCCCUCGUCGCCGACCACGCAACCGGGCAGUUCCGUGGGUACGCAACCUUCCUCUACAAGUCUCCUGAGGGGAUCGCCAAGGCGCUUGAGGAGCCCAGGAAGGUGUUCGACGGGUGCGAGUUCCACUGCAGGCACGCACAGAUGCAGACCAAGAGGAACUGUGCCACCGCCGAUCCUGAAGACACCGGUUACCAGAGAAAUGUCACUCGAGCAGCGGCCUUGCCAAUUUGAGAUACUGUCAACUUCCUCCACGCAGUCUUUUCUAGGAUCAGAUUCGUCAGUGGCAAAGGAGAUUAGCUCAGUCCAUGGGGCAGCAACAAGGCAAUGCCUCCAUAGUUCAUGCCCUAAUCUGUCAGAAUGCCAUACCAGGGGCUGACAUCUCGGGUGCAUUUCCUCUGGCCGCAGUUGUGUCCUCUUCGCCGGGUUGGAACACGUCAGAUAAACAUUCCAGAGUAGCCGUCUGCCUUCCAUAGGCCCGUUGACAUUGACAUGCCGGGAUGUCAAUGAGACAAGGCUUGACACAAUGUUACCUUGA